Molecule: messenger RNA, 555 nt
Organism: Plasmodium yoelii
Lineage: Eukaryota; Apicomplexa; Aconoidasida; Haemosporida; Plasmodiidae
Product: conserved Plasmodium protein, unknown function
Exons: 5
Coding region: 1-555 (184 amino acids)
Source: RefSeq, a predicted model, not a curated record
AUGAGUUCUAUAAUCGAUAAAAAUAAAAAAAAAGAGGAAAUACACCUUCUUAAAGCUAAAGAGUUGAAAGAAAAAAUUGAAACGAUAAAAAAUGAUUUAGAAACAAAAACAAAAUUAAUAAGCGAACUAAAAGAACAACGAAUAGACAAAAUUAAAAACAUUAAAGAACUUGAAAUAAAAAACAAUGCUAAUUAUAAAAAUUUUAUAAAUGAAUAUGAAAAUAUACUAAAUCAAUACCAAAAUAUUGAAAAUGAUAUUUAUGAAAUGCUAGGGGACUUAGCAUUACUGUCUGAAAAAUCAUAUAACGAAAUAUUAGAACUUAGAGAAGAAAAUAAAAAUAUUCUUAUGAACAAAGAUUUAAUUAUUGAGAAAAUUAAAAAAGAGUUCCAAGAACAAAUGGAAAUAGUUGACCUUGAAAUUUCCAAACACUCAAAUAUGCUAAAUGCUUUGCUUUUGAAAAUAUGCGGCAUUUUUAAGAAAACGCAUGUGCAGUAUCAAAGCGACGAGGAAUUAAGGCCAUUAUUAAUACGGCUGAAAAGCAUUGGCAAAAACUAG